Messenger RNA from Seminavis robusta, 1333 nucleotides. Lineage: Eukaryota; Bacillariophyta; Bacillariophyceae; Naviculales; Naviculaceae. The record is from the annotation of a GenBank genome assembly.
CACGGGAUUCGACCUUCGUCAUUCUUUCGUCGAACUGAUGCCGUUUGAAGGUCCUCCAUUUUGUGUUGUUCUCACAAUGGGAACAGCGCAAAGACAGAGGAAAACCAACAACUACGAUAGACAUCGAACUCUUUGCCUGCCAUUUUGGAUAGCUACCGGCAAUUUUCUUAGUUUGCUUUUUGUGUGAAGAUAGAUAGAUCACUUAACUUUUUCAAGAACAAACAUGAUGAGUUUGCGUCUGCUGCCAAUUCGUCGCUCCUUGGGUUCCACGAGGGAACAAUGGCAGUCGGCAAUGACGAUUCCCUAUCGAUACUUUUCCGUCAAGGAAUUGCCGUGGUGUGCUCCCAAGAAUUCACCCAAUCGAAAGAAUACAAACCAUCAAUCGAGAAAGAAGGAUGACAGAACGAACCAAGGACAACCCACCAAAGCUGCUACAACGGCGCAUUCCGACUUACCUGAACCCAUUGACAAGUUUGGAAUUGUGGCGGCCAUGUCCCAAAAUAGAAUUAUUGGUCGGAAUGGUCAGAUACCAUGGCCGCGAUGUCCACAGGAUCGAGAGAUUUUCAAGAAUCUUACCCGUGACAAGCUACUGAUUAUUGGUCGUCGGACCUUUCAAGAAGAGCCAUUGCUGCGACAUAUCCACCAUGUACGUUGGUGCAUUGUGGUGACAGCAUCCUCCAAAUCCAUAACAUCUUUGUUCCAGGACAAACAACAAUAUACUGAUGGUAAUGAGGAUGAUCCGCAAUACAUGUACCAUCCUUAUGCACCCCAGACGCAAUUGCAAGUGGCACCGUCUCUGCCCCAUGCAUUAGGAUUGGCCAGGGAGAUACUACUAGAGGAACAACAAACAACAGCAAGUGCAAUUGGCAAGAUUGACAAUCAGCAACGGCCACAAAACACAAACAUGGAGGAACUUCACUGCUGGGUAGCUGGAGGAGAAAGACUCUAUGAGGAAGGGUUGAAACAUCCAUCUGCGCAGGAAGUUCACUUGACAACAAUGCACCUCACUGUGGAUGUGCAUAACAAUAGCAAUCCUGCUGAGAAUGGAUUGGCUGCGACUAGUGUGAACCAAUUGGCCAUGUUUCCGGCUAAACAUCGCUGGGAUAGACCUUUCAAGCAAGUCAAAAAGGAAGAAGGAGGAGGUCCCUCAGACGAAGCUCCAGAAUCGCCAUACUUUACCUACGAGAUCUAUAAGCGAAUGACAUAGCUAGCUAGUGCAAUGUUUUGCCACAACAGGAUUAAACUCUGGAAGCUGCUGGCUACAGUACCUGGCAGCUGGUUGAAUGCUUCGCUCUUGGAUCUUGUGAUCUGCCACCAGAAAUCUACGUCCGUG